Messenger RNA from Aspergillus puulaauensis, 3405 nucleotides. RefSeq lists its product as uncharacterized. Gene Ontology annotation, molecular function: protein binding. The transcript is spliced from 4 exons. The coding region runs from base 1 to 3405 and encodes 1134 amino acids. The record is from RefSeq and is a predicted model, not a curated record. Lineage: Eukaryota; Fungi; Ascomycota; Eurotiomycetes; Eurotiales; Aspergillaceae.
AUGGCGAACAACGAGUGGGAGAUCCACAAAGAUGAGAUCGAGCUUCUGUACAUCCAGCAGAACAAAAAGCUAUCCGAACUCACUGAGCAUAUGUCCAGCAAAGGGUUUAGCAAGACUAAAGGGCAGUAUGAACGCCAGUUCGCGAAGUGGGGAUUUCGCAAGAACAGUACACUGGGGCGCAAGAUCGAUGGGGAAUGGGUGGGCUGGCGAGUUGACAAGAGGAAACGACUUGAAGGGAAGGACAGCGAGCUGGUUGUUGACGAUGGUGCCGUUUGGCCUGCCCCAAAGCUUCGGAAGAUGCUGCAAGGGAAGGUGUUUGUCUCGACGUAUAACAGGCUCUCAAGGGCAGGAGAGCCUUCUCCGCCAACGCCGGAGGGCCUUCAAGUUCGCACUCCCCGAUCCCCCUCGUCGCAGCGUUUAUUUGACCCAUUUCCCGCAUCCACGCGUUUUCUCUGGAGUCAAUCGCUGCCAUGGCUACGAUUCUGUACUCUGAUGCAGCCUGAACUUGAGCAAGAGUCGGCUCUGCUGGCGCCCACUGGCCAGCCGUCAUGGGCUCUCGGGAUCGGCUUACAGUCGAACGCUGUGAAGGCAAAAGUAAUGCAACUCUUGGGAUGGAUCGUGCCUUGGAAAAACCUCCCCCAUCCACUCGAUACCGACAUCGACUCUCGGAUCAGCGCGACCUUAAGCGUUCUCAUGCCGGAACAGUUUGACGAGCAACAUCAACAAUUGAGUAUGAACCCAAUAUACCUCGAGUUGUACAUCCUUUCCAACAACCUGCAAUUGCACGACACUACCAGGCGAUCCGAGGCCACUAUACGCUCUCGAGAUGAACGAGUGAUCGAGAUGUUCAGGAGCCUUGGGCGGCAUAAAAUGAAGCAGUUCACGAACCUUCUGCCAAGGAAAGAGCCCACUAUUGAGGCGAUAGCAGAGAAGCUAUUUGCAAGCGCGGUCCGCUUGUCCGAUGUUCCUAUAGUCAAGAUGCUACUUGAGGCUCGCAUGGAUCCGGAUCGCCUCAUUGAGAUUUAUAACAGUCGAGUCAGGCCUCUCGCCUGGGCCGCGCAUAUUGAAGGCGAUAAAAGCCUCAAGGUAAUGGAGGCGCUCCUGUCGCAUGGUGCCAGCGUCAACAAGAUCUAUCAACGAGAGCCUACCAUCUCUGCCGCGAUCCGGGGCAAUAAUGCGAACGGGAUUCGCUUGCUGCUGGAUCAUGGCUCUAUCGUUCCCUUGCAUUGCCUCGCCGAAGCUGCGAGGAAAGUCAACCUGGAGGUUUUUAAAGAGCUUCUGGGUUCAUGUGCGAAUCUUCUUGGUCUCUAUAAAGAGUCGCAAGGUACAGUAAAUUACCGGCAUCACCGAUAUUUUGAGACUAAGAUCAGUUUUAAAGGUUAUACCACGAUCCUAGGCGGUGCAGCAAAGUCUGGUAGGCUGGAGAUCAUUAACCUCAUACUAACGACUUGCCCGACCAUCAUCCACCCCCAAAGCGUGGGAACGUUGGAAGGAUACCUUUCGCCUCUUACGCUGGCUAUCGAAAUGAAGCAGACCCACUGCAUUGAGCCACUAAUCCUAGCAGGAGUGGACAUGGAAGUGGCCGAUGAUCAGGUUACGCUAUUGGAGUACGCUCUGAUGGUGCACAACUUGGAAGCAACCCAGAUCCUGCUGAAGCAUGGUGCUAGGAUCAACCGGCCGCUCGCAAAGUGCAAGUUUCGGUCGUCAGCUCUUCACUGGGCCAUAUUAUAUGACCACGACGAAGCUAUCGAGGAGCUAGGCCAAGCGCCAGUCAUUGACCAUGCUCAGUUGAUAGCCCAGUUUAUCGCAUUGGGUGCACGGCUUAAUGACGAGUACGAGUCCACACCUGGGGCUGUACUUGGGGCAGCGAUACAGAUGGGCGAUCUUAGAAUUAUCCGCAUGUUGCUCGAUGCUGGGGCAACCGUUCUUGGUUCGAAACUCGAGAUUAUUGGAUCGAAAGAAGCUGCAGAGUAUCUCAACUACCGAGGUGUUCUGCAAAAAGUUCUACAGACGGGCGGCACGAAAAUCCUGUCGAGUGCAAUGUUCAGGAGAGACCUCGAUUUGGCCCGGUGGCUUCUUCAGCCUGAGCUUCUUGAUGCCGCAACAGAGAGCAACGAAAUAGACUACCCCGAUUUGAUGAAUGCAGCCGCCGCAUCAGGGGAUGCUUUUCUUAUCGAGAGCAUUCUCAAUUUUGGGCCAAGAGUGACCGAUGCCUGGCUUACCCAAGCUCUAUACUACAUUGAGAACGAGAAAUGCCCGACCCUCGGACUACGGCGCCUCCUUGAAGACUUUCACGGAAACGCUCCAACUGCAGUCGCGUUCACUGGUUUUAUCGACAGAACAGACCUGCUGCAGCUCAUGCUUGCGGCAGGUGUGAGCCCUCUCGGUGUACCAACAAUGCCCGAGUAUGGUUGGAGGCGACGUGAUCCGGACUAUCCAGACAACCCAAGGAUAGGGAUUCGCGUUGGAAUUUACAUGCCGCAAUCAGCCCUUGAGCUGGUUGUGGAAGGAGACAGCAAAUCGUGUCUGAAGAUUCUUAUCGAGUCUUACACCUGGAGCCCAGCCUUGAUUGGUCGCGCUCUGGCAUUGGCAAUCUAUCUUGGUAGAAAGGGGCUGAUAGAAGACCUGUAUCGACUCGACCUGGACGCAAAUGCAGAAGGGUCAGUCUGCACCAGCACACUACCAUUGUAUACUGAAGAAGAGAUUAGUGAGGAAGAGAUGGGAACUUUCACCUCCCUCCAGGCAGCAGCAUCAAAACAGGACAUCUCUCUCGUGCAAAGGCUGAUCAAUGACAAACAAGCGGACGUCAACUAUCCGGCAACGGGAGCCCGCAGUCGAACUGCGUUACAGUACGCCGUUGAAAGAGGAAACAAAGAAUUGGUGAGAUUACUCCUUGACAACGAUGCCAACGUAAAUGCUCCUCCCGCACACUAUGCAGGCGCAACGGCUCUGCAACUUGCUGCGAUCAAAGGGUACCUGAGCCUAGCUCAAUAUCUAAUAAGGAUCGGAGCGAAGGUAAACGCCCCAGGCGCAGAAAGAAAAGGUAGGACAGCGCUAGAAGGUGCGGCACAGAACGGACGUAUUGAUAUGGUUCAAUUGCUCCUUGAGGCAGGCACGUCCAUACGCGAUGACGGUGGGGGACUGCAGUGUCGAAGGGCCAUUGCGUUGGCCAACGACCAUGGUCACAAUGCCGUGGCAAACUUGAUCAAGCUGCACCACCCAGACUGGGACGAGCGGUCUGACUGGGAAGUCUCUGACGGUUCGGAUGCUGUGACAGCUGGUGAUAAAGACGUCAGAAUCACCGAGGUUCGGGAGUGUCCUCGAAGCCUUCAGGAGACCAGUGACGCGACUAGAUCUGAUGAAUGGGAGAGAUUUAUUGACUGGAGCCCUCUGAAUAUUUGUUGA